Glycine soja is the source of this 2221-nucleotide messenger RNA. RefSeq lists its product as uncharacterized. NCBI's taxonomy places the organism in Eukaryota, Viridiplantae, Streptophyta, Magnoliopsida, Fabales, Fabaceae. The record is from RefSeq and is a predicted model, not a curated record. Bases 316 to 1626 code for a protein of 436 amino acids. The transcript has 4 exons.
AAACAAUUGCGGAGGAAAAGUUGCAUCAAAUUCCAGAAGCAGAGAGAAAACUCCACAAUUUAACUCAAGAAGAGGCGGUCACAAAACACAACACUGAGAAAGAAACGAUGCGAUUUUCUUGGAGAAGAGGUUAGGUUGUUGGGUGUUAGUGUUAAAUAUAUAAAGAACAGAACAGUCGCCAACGUUAACAUUAACAAACAUCCUCAAAAUAUGCGCACGCCUCUGCUUCCCGCUGCUUCAUCUGCUUCGUUCUUCACUCUCUUUCUCGCUUAGCCUUCACUUUCUUCUCUCUGUUUCUUCUUUCUUCUGCCAGCGAUGCCGACUUUUACUGCCAUGGCACUGGAUAGGUUGAUAGAGCCCGGAGCUUCUAAGCCAGUUGAUAAAUCUGCUCCAACUUCAAUGCCUGUGCCAAACUCGCAGAAGCUGGAGAGGAGUACUAGUGCGCCCGCCAAGAAAAGUAAGGUUCCUCAGCCUCCAUUGAAGCCGGCACUUUAUACCACUCCUGAAGUGACACCACUUCCAGAUGCGCCUUCUUCGUUCCCUCCUUCACCAUACAUCAUCAACCACAAACGCCGUGGUCCACGCCUCCUCAAGAGUUCCUCUGAGGCCAGUGCACUGUCUGAGGUGAAUAUUCGUUGUGAUGAUGAUAAUGAUAAGAGCGUAGAUGCUGUUAUUACAAGUUCAGCUGGUGACCUCCAAGUUACUUCUACAAAGCCUGAACUUGUUAAAGAAGAGAAGGUGAAUGGUGUUUAUGACGGCCAACUUGAUAGAAGCAAUGAUGUUGACCAUGCAAAUGGACACAGAGAAACUGGAAGUGGUAGCUUAACCAAUGGAUUACUCAAGGAAAAGCCACCGGCAUUGAAUUUGGACAGAGUUAGCGAGGUUGAAGACUUUUUUUAUCCAUUAGACUCAAUGAGUUUCUCUAGUAACACAGAUGGGGAAGAGAAUGCAGGGACAGAAUUGUCUAUGAAACUCAGCAGUCCCAGUACGGAGUUUUAUGAUGCCUGGGAAGAAUUAUCUUCUGAAGGCAUGUCUCAAAAUUCUACAUACGACAUUGAAGCUGAAUUGCGUGAAGUAAGGUUAAGUCUGUUGGUGGAGAUAGAGAAGCGGAAGCAAGCUGAAGAAUCCAUCAACAACAUGAGAAGCCAAUGGGAAAGCAUUAGGCAAGGGUUAUAUCAAGCAGGAAUUAUUUUGCCUGCAUAUCUUAAUGCCACUGCUGAGGAUGAGCAGCUGACUUCUGAUCCCGUGGAAGAUCUAUGUCAACAAGUUUAUAUUGCUAGGUUCAUAUCAAAUGCCAUUGGAAAAGGAAUUGCCAGGGCAGAGUUGGAGACAGAGAUGGAAGCUCAACUAGAGGCAAAGAACUUUGAGAUUGCUCGACUUUUGGAUCGUCUCCACUGUUAUGAGACCAUGAAUAGGGAGAUGUCUCAGAGGAACCAGGAAGCAGUAGAGAUGGCACGGUGUGAGAGGCAAAGGAGCAGCAGGAGGCAGAGAUGGAUUUGGGGCUGCAUCACAACUGUGAUUGCUCUUAGUACUGCAGCAAUAGCAUGGUCUUAUCUCCCAACGAGUAAAGGAUCAUCCUCUGCUGACCAUGAUCUUGUUCCUGAAUAUGAUGACACAGCCAAGUAGUUUACCACAACCACUAACUGCAACGAGUAUUAUGAUAGGAGAGCACAAUAUAAGUUUUACAUACCUCUUUGAUCAGUUGCAAUUUUCUGGCAUUCUGAGUAUGGUGCACAAUUUAGAUAUACAAUGAAUUAGUGCGUUCCUAGAUCAGUGAAGUGUUUUGAUCCGUAUUGUUGAGAAAAUAUCCCAUAACUAACUAUGCAUUCGAGGGGUGCUGGCAGUUUCACUUGGAAAUUUUCGAGGAUUCGUUUGACCAUCCGAUCCAUCGGGCACGAUGCUUUAGCAUUCUCAUACAGCAAGAGAGAAUUGGAUUGACAUCAUCUGAUCAGGGAAAUCUGGUUGCACUAGUAGGUUACAGAUGCAUUACGUUAGCGAUUCUGAUAAAGUACUGUUUUAUUAUGUUAGUCAAAAGAUGUAUUUGCACCCAUUCAUAUUUUUAACCGUAGGUGAGAUUUUUUUUAAUUAUUUAUCAUUUGUUGAAUACCCUUUCAUUGUUGUUGUUUUGCAUAACCAGGUCUUAGUGAACUGUGGAUAAAACGUCGAUAAUGUACAAUAAUUUUUUAUUCACGAUUUAUUACUUGAGUAAUUAUAAUUAUAA